AUGUCGGAGAAGACGCCGCGCGGCGCCGACACGCGGCCCAAAUCCGGCCUCCGCAGCUGGAGCGCAGACAGCUGCGUGUGGCGGGGGAAGAAACGCUCGCGCAGCGCUCGCAACGGGUCGAGUCCCGGGGGGCCGGAGGCGCCGGCGCAGGAGGAGCCGGGCGUGCGCUCCACUUCCUGUCCGAGGCGGCGCCGGGACAGGAAGUGCAGCUGCGGCGCUCUCGACGACAACGCGUUGACGUCCGCGGACAUCGAGGUGGUGUGUCGGAAGGCCUUGUCCCGGCGCUCCCUGCGGCAGAAGUUCCAGGACGCGGUGGGCCAGUGUUUCCCGCUGCGCUCCCACCACCACCAGCACCGCCAGCACCGCCCGCCGGGCUCCUCGCGGCCCUUCUCGGUGCUCUUCUGGUCCAAGCGCAAGAUCCACGUCUCCGAGCUCCUGCAGGACAACUGCCCCUUCUCGCCCAAAUCGGAACUGGCCCGAUGUUGGCACCUCGUAAAGAAUCACGCCACGCACAGCGGCGCCCUCAAACACAUGGAGGCUCCCCUCAGGCCCGACGCCUCGCCCUCCUCCACCUCCCCGCCGCAGACCCCUCUCUCCUGGGAGGACGUCUGCUGCUCCCCCGGGCCCGGAGGCACCAGCCUGGAGGACUGGGACCCCUCUGGUCCUCGCGGCGGAGCGGCCGAGGGCAGCUGCGGCCACACCGACUACAUCCUGGUCCCGGACCUGCUCCAGAUCAACAACAGCUCCUGUUACUGGGGCGUGUUGAACCGCUUCGAGGCGGAGGAGCUGCUGGAGGGCAAACCGGAGGGCACCUUCCUGCUCCGAGACUCGGCCCAAGACGAGUUCCUCUUCUCGGUCAGCUUCCGCCGCUACAGCCGCUCGCUGCACGCGCGCAUCGAGCAGAACGACCGGCGCUUCAGCUUCGACGUGCGCGACCCGUGCAUGUACCGGGACCCCAGCGUGACGGGCCUGCUGAGGCACUACAGCGACCCGGCCAGCUGCCUCUUCUUCGAGCCGCUGCUGUCGCGGCCGCUGCCGAGGUCCUUCCCCUUCACCCUGCAGCACCUGUGCAGGACCGUGAUCUGCAGCCGCGCCACCUACCGGGGCAUCGGCGACCUGCCGCUGCCCCCGCAGCUCAGGGACUUCCUCCAGCAGUACCACAUCAAGUGUAACGGCGCCUGCACCUUGUGA
This is a messenger RNA of Pseudoliparis swirei, 1191 nucleotides long. It is a transcript of the gene socs4, whose product is annotated as suppressor of cytokine signaling 4. Lineage: Eukaryota; Metazoa; Chordata; Actinopteri; Perciformes; Liparidae. Gene Ontology annotation, molecular function: 1-phosphatidylinositol-3-kinase regulator activity. The transcript has a single exon. Gene Ontology annotation, biological process: phosphatidylinositol phosphate biosynthetic process; intracellular signal transduction. Gene Ontology annotation, cellular component: phosphatidylinositol 3-kinase complex. The record is from RefSeq and is a predicted model, not a curated record. The coding region runs from base 1 to 1191 and encodes 396 amino acids.